Molecule: messenger RNA, 3153 nt
Organism: Amoebophrya sp. A120
Lineage: Eukaryota; Dinophyceae; Syndiniales; Amoebophryaceae
Source: the annotation of a GenBank genome assembly
AGGACGGCGAACGUGUAUUGUGGUUCUACUUCUACAAGAACUACCACCUUGCGAAGACUCUCCUUUGAUAGCGACCGCAACAGUGAAGAGCAUUUUUGCAGUAGCUUUCGUAUUCGUCUACUUCUGUCCAUUUCUAUCACUAGUACACAUCUCUCUGUAGAAGUACAAGCAGCAGACCAGAAGAAGUUGCAACUUAGUAGAUUUUCGACCGCAGUAGAGAACGCAAAAAUUCUAGAACAAGUAGAACACGAACUACUUAUACUUAAAUCAUGUCCUGUGCGGUUACCUCCCUAGUGUGGAUCCCAAAGGGCCGUUCCAAAAAGCGCCCGGAACGAUGGGAGGCGACCGACGCCGAGCUGAAAGCGUUAGAGGAGCAGUAUGGGAUCGAAGGAGAUAUUGAGGUCCCGGAAGGCGCCGGCGCUGAUGGAGAAGACGACAUUGAUAUGGAUUUGGAUUCCACAUUGGCCGAGGAAGACGGAGAUGAGGAGAGCUCUCCUGAUGAAGAGGAGGCACCAGCAGAGAACAAUGGCGAUGUUAAAAAAGCAGCUGCUUCGGCGAAAGUAAAGGACGAGAAGAAGACUGGUAAUAUUAAAACAUCAAGCAGUAAAAACGACAGCAAGAACGACGAAGAUGAAAUGAUCGAUUACUCCUCCGAUGAGGACGCAGAAGGGAACCCGAAACGAACCAACCUCCCCAUGAACGCAUUUACCACAAAUAACAUCACGGAUCACGAAGCGGCACUGUCCGACCCACUUUUGACCGCGGAGCAGCAGGAAUCCGAAUCCGAAGAUGAGGAGGAUAACAUCAUCAAGCCGACGGAUAAUUGCUUCGUCGCGUGUAGUUGUGAAGACGACGAGUGCACAUUGGAGGUUUUCGUCUACGACGAGGAGGAGGGAGCGAUGUACGUGCACCACGACUUGACCCUGAACGCCUACCCCUUGUGCGUCGACACGGUGACCAAUUUCAGCAAUAAAAAUGGCAACUACGGGCUUCAAGACCGGGUGUACACCAAUUUAGCUGCCGUGGGCCAGUUUGACAACAACAUUGACAUUUGGGACUUAGACGUCCUAGAGCCCAUGGCGCCGGUUUUGACGUUGGGCGGAAGUGCGACCUCGUCGGGGGUGACAGGGAAAAAGUCGAAGAAGAACAAGAAAACCAGCGCGGACGCCGGAAGCUUGGGAGGUCACACGGGUGCGGUCAUGUGUCUGAAUACACACAUAUCCACAAAAAAAAACCCAUCCACAUCCAUUUUUUGCAUGACAAACACAGGAUUUUAUGUAUGUUUUGCAUGACAAAUUGGAUGUGGAUGGGUGUUUUUUCCUGGAUAACACAUGACAGAGAGAAAUCUGCUUUGCUCCGGCGGGGCAGAUAAUUGCGUGAAGAUUUGGGACUUGGAGAAGGCUGCCUGCGUGCACACAUUCAAGCACCACGAGGACAAGGUAGAUUGAUAUUUUGGAGGAUUUAGUUUGUAAACGACACAAUCCAAUGUGCUGUUGCGAGCGCGAAAUAUAAAUACUCAUACUGGACUCCUGGCCGCUGCUGCGCCAGCGCGCCAUUGUAGUACUUACUUCUGCAGGAGUCGAUGUAGUACUUCACGCGUCGCCGGGCAGAGAGUAGCUCGCCAUUCUUUUUAUUGCAGAAUUGCAUUCUCGCCUGAGCUUUCUCGCCUGAGUCUGGUCGAUAUGAGGGCCUUCUCGGUUUCCCCGAGAGUUUUGUCCUCGUUUUUUCGACCGUUUUAAGCUAGUCAGGCGAGCUUUCUUGCGCAUACGUACGUAGAUCUCCUGGUGCCUCGGCACUUAGAGGCUUAGGGUCGGAACGUUCUCAGCACUGCUGAAGCUUAAGAAGAAAAGGGCGUGCACGCCCUGGCCUUCAGUUUGCUCUGCCUUUUAUCCUUUUGAAAUCGUUUACUAAAAUCCUCCUUUUUUGUGUUGCCUCUUGUUCCCCGGGCCCAACUGGCACCAAGCAGCUUUUUUUCCCCUAGGUUUAGGCUUAGGUAGGCCGCCACCGCAGCCGGCACGGGAUGACUGUCGACGCGUCCGUCUCGCCUUCGAUACGCCUUCUCGUGCUGCACAAGUUCGAUCCAGAAGGGUUUUGUUUAGGUUUCAGGGUUUAGGUUAUCCACUUUUAUUGCAGAAUUGCAUGAGAAACUGCUCACAAUUAUUUUCUUCAUCUCGUGCAAACACACUUUUAUCAGGUCCAAUGCGCGAAGUGGCACCCGACGGAGCAGUCGGUUCUCUUAACCGCGGGCUAUGACAAGAAGCUUUGCCUUCUGGAUGUGAGAAAAUCGGAAAAGCACGCGGUGAAGAUGCAAUUGUCCGCGGACGCGGAGCAAGCUUGCUGGAACAACGAAAACGAAAACAUCUGCUACGUCACGACAGAAGACGGAAAGGUGUACUGCUACGACGCGAGAAUGAUCGUGAAAGACGGGGAUAAUUGCUCCCCGAUGUGGGUGUUGGACGCUUUCCAGAAGGUAUAGCAAGUCUUGCAUUGCAAAUCUUUUUCUUACGGUAAAUCCGCAUUACAAAUUUUCUUUCUCAUGCUGAGGAAAUGGAAAUUUGUAAUGCGAUUGCGAUACUUUUGCAAUUCAUAGGACAACUGCUCCCCCAUGUGGGUGUUGGACGCUUUUCAGAAGGUAUAGUAUAGUGAAAAUCAUUAUAUUCGAUAAAAUUUGUAAUGCGAAUUUGAAAAUGCACGAGCAAAAAAUGAACCUAACAACAACGAACAGGGCGCCUGCUCCGCGCUUGCGCAGCGCAACAACGUGCUCCUUGUCGGCGGAAUUGAGGGAACCGCGAAGGUCUACGAUUUACGCGACAUUGAGCAGAACGCGGGACACACAACUCAUCAAGAAGUUUUCUCGAAACAGAUGAACGUGGGGCCGAUUUUCGCUUCUGCCGGCCCCGUGUCGAAGGACAAUUCGGAUUCGAUGUUUCUGUUAUCCGGUCACACGGUGGCGCUGUGGGACUUGGCGAGUGAGCAAAAACUCGUGGAAAGGUUCGGGUUCAAGUGAGAAUGAUGUUGAAAGGUCAUCUCCUUCACAUCAUGUUUGUUGAUGAGGCGCACAGCGAUCAUAUGGUAGCGAACUACGAACAGUACUCUAAUAUGUACGUUCAUUGCAGCAACCACACAAUCCAACACAGAUGACCUGGCCAAAUG